AUACUAUAGGUUUAAUGGAGUUUAACACCUUUCAUUUCUACCUAGGAAGAAAGAUAUAUACUAUAGGUUUAAAGGAAUUAAAUACCUUUCAUUUCUACCUAGGAAGAAAGAUAUAUAUACUAUAGGUUUAAAGGAGUUUAACACCUUUCAUUUCUACCUAGGAAGAAAGAUAUAUAUACUAUAGGUUUAAAGGAGUUUAACACCUUUCAUUUCUACCUAGGAAGAAAGAUAUAUACUAUAGGUUUAAAGGAGUUUAACACCUGUCAUUUCUACCUAGGAAGAAAGAUAUAUAUACUAUAGGUUUAAAGGAGUUUAACACCUUUCAUUUCUACCUAGGAAGAAAGAUAUAUACUAUAGGUUUAAAGGAGUUUAACAUCUUUCAUUUCUACCUAGGAAGAGGGAUAUAUUCUAUAUGUUUAAAGGAGUUUAACACCUUUCAUUUCUACCUAGGAAGAGGGAUAUAUUCUAUAGGUUUAAAGGAAUUAAACACCUUUCAUUUCUACCUAGGAAAAAAGAUAUAUAUCCUAUAUGUUUAAAGGAGUUUAACACCUUUCAUUUCUACCUAGGAAGAGGGAUAUAUUCUAUAUGUUUAAAGGAGUUUAACACCUUUCAUUUCUACCUAGGAAGAAAGAUAUAUACUAUAGGUUUAAAGGAAUUAAACACCUUUCAUUUCUACCUAGGAAGGGAAUUAAUGUAUACGUUUGAAUGGGUUUGUUUGUUGUGAAGCGCAAAACUACAUAUUGAGCUAUCUUUGCUGUACCCACCACACGUAUCGAAACCCAAUUUUCAGAGUUAAUAACUACCUCACUGUUACUGUUGAAUCAACAGAGUCUGUUUGAAAGCUACAUUUAAAACUGAUUCACUCUUGGUUCUGUUAAAUAAAGCUCCUCAAGCACUUUUGAGACAAAUUCUUAUAGUUCUAUAAUAAAUCAUGCAACAUAAUGAUUUUGAAAAGACAAAACACAUGAACUACUGAAAAUAUUUUUUUUGACAGAGAAACAUGUUAGAAUAUUUAUAGUGAUGUGUUGCAGCAACAAUAAUCAAGUCUCCUUCUUACAGUAGAAACUCUGUAGUGUUGGCAACUAGUGUAUGUGGUAAUCGAGUGAAAGAAGCGCUGGUGAUGCUGAAAUCCGCCAUUGCUCUGUCUCGACAGAAGCUCCAUCUAGUGCUAAUGACAGAAGACGAAAUAAUUCCGAAAUUACGAGACCCGAUGCUAGGAUGGCCCCCCACCUUCAUGAACAGAGUUAGUGUGGAGUUCCACCCGAUUUCUUACCCGGACUAUGUGAACCAGACUGAAUGGAGAGGAUUGUAUCGUCUCUGUUCUACUCACAAGUUGUUCAUAGCUGAUAUCUUACGUCACAUCGAUGCUGUAAUUCUAUUGGACACCGAUGUCCUUUUUCUUCGACCACCAGAGGAAUUUUGGGAACACUUUUCACGAAUGAACAAGCGGCAGAUGAUGGGUUUAACAGUAGAGACAGAACUACCUGGCCAGGGCUGGUAUCCACGUCAUGUCAGAGGGUUUCCGAUUUAUCGAGAUCAAGGUGUAAACGGUGGGGUGUGGCUGAUGAACUUAACGAAACUUCGGUCGUCGUUAUGGUCAGGCAGGAUUGUGAAAAUAUACCAGUUUUUUAAAGGUCAUAUAAAGUUUGGUGAUCAGGACAUUGUCAGUAUUUAUUUUCAUUAUUAUCCAGAUGACCUGUACCUUUACCCCUGCGAGUGGAACUUCCGCACCAACCAGUGCAACAGACUUGAACGCUGCAGUAGCGUGGAAAGAAAGGGAGUAAGUGUUUUGCAUGGAAUCGCCGGGGCAUUCCACAAGCGUGGGCAGAAAAAUAAAAUAGCAUAUAUGCCUAUUUACAGGACAAUGGAUGAGUUCACAUUGGGUAGCAGCUUACGGUCAGGCCUCUUGGAUCCCAUGAAGUUCUGGUUGAGGAGAUUACCCAGUACAGUAUGGUGCAGCCAAGUGCAAGACAUCCUGAUUCUAGGCUUAGAAAGGUUUAUAAACGAAACAGAAACCUAACUUGUAACGUGUGUACAUUAGUUUUUAAAUAAUAUUUGGGACCCACCACAGACUGGUACACUUUAUCUUUGGACAGUAACAUACACUUGAGAAUCAACACUUUGUCCUUGGACAGUAACAUACACUUGGGAAAGAACAUUUUAUCCUUGGACAGUAACAUAAACUUGAGAAUCAACACUUUGUCCUUGGACAGUAACAUACACUUGAGAAAAAACACUUUAUCCUUGGACAGUAACAUACACUUGAGAAAGAAGAUUUUAUCCUUGGACAGUAACAUAUACUCGAGAAAGAACAUUUUACCAUUGGACAGUAACAUACACUUGAGAAAGAACAUUUUAUCCUUGGAGAGUAUCAUAUAUUUGAGAAAGAACAUUUUAUCCUGAGACAGUAACAUACACUUGAGAAAGAACAUUUUAUCCUUAAGCAGUAGCAUGCACUUGAGAAAGAACAUUUUAUCCUUGGACAGUAACAUACACUUGAGAAGCAACACUUUAUCCUUGGACAGUAGCAUACACUUGAGAAAGAACAUUUGACCAUUGGACAGUAACAUACACUUGAGAAAGAACACUUUAUCCUUGGACAGUAGCAUACACUUGAGAAGCAACACUUUAUCCUUGGACAGUAACAUACACUUGAGAAUCAACACUUUGUCCUUGGACAGUAACAUACACUUGAGAAAGAAUAUUUUACCAUUGGACAGUAACAUACACUUGAGAAAGAACAUUUGACCAUUGGACAGUAACAUACACUCGAGAAAGAACACUUUAUCCUUGGACAGUAGCAUACACUUGAGAAAGAACACUUUAUCCUUGGACAGUAGCAUACACUUGAGAAAGAACAUUUGACCAUUGGACAGUAACAUACACUUGAGAAAGAAUAUUUU
This is a messenger RNA of Limulus polyphemus (Atlantic horseshoe crab), 2903 nucleotides long. RefSeq names its product glucoside xylosyltransferase 2-like. The coding region runs from base 1121 to 2020 and encodes 299 amino acids. The record is from RefSeq and is a predicted model, not a curated record. The transcript is spliced from 7 exons. Gene Ontology annotation, biological process: protein O-linked glycosylation via N-acetylgalactosamine. NCBI's taxonomy places the organism in Eukaryota, Metazoa, Arthropoda, Merostomata, Xiphosura, Limulidae. Gene Ontology annotation, molecular function: UDP-xylosyltransferase activity.